Messenger RNA from Eurytemora carolleeae, 393 nucleotides. RefSeq lists its product as uncharacterized. The record is from RefSeq and is a predicted model, not a curated record. Bases 1 to 393 code for a protein of 130 amino acids. The transcript has a single exon. Lineage: Eukaryota; Metazoa; Arthropoda; Copepoda; Calanoida; Temoridae.
AUGUUUAUCAGAGACACCCUCCGACACAUCAACAUGUUCAUAAGAAUCACCUUCCGACAUACCAACAUGUUUAUCAGAGACACCCUCCGACACACCAACAUGUUUAUUAGAGACACCCUCCGACACACCAACAAGUUUAUCAGAGACACCCUCCGACACACCAACAAGUUUAUCAGAGACACCCUCCGACACACCAACAUGUUUAUCAGAGACACCCUCCGCCACACCAACAUGUUUAUCGGAGACACCCUCCGACACACCAACAUGUUCAUCAGAGACACCCUCCGACACACCAACAUGUUUAUCGGAGACACCCUCCGACACGUCAACAUGUUUAUCGGAGAUCCCUUUUCAUUGGAUUCCAGUGGAGUUCUCUAUAGAAAAGCGGUCUAA